This is a messenger RNA of Lates calcarifer (barramundi perch), 5508 nucleotides long. RefSeq names its product solute carrier family 4 member 2a (gene slc4a2a). Lineage: Eukaryota; Metazoa; Chordata; Actinopteri; Centropomidae. The transcript is spliced from 21 exons. Bases 1004 to 4360 code for a protein of 1118 amino acids. Gene Ontology annotation, molecular function: solute:inorganic anion antiporter activity; monoatomic anion transmembrane transporter activity. Gene Ontology annotation, cellular component: plasma membrane; basolateral plasma membrane; apical plasma membrane. Gene Ontology annotation, biological process: transmembrane transport; regulation of intracellular pH; monoatomic anion transport. The record is from RefSeq and is a predicted model, not a curated record.
UGGUUUCAGUCUUUGCAUUAUAAUUUCUCUCUUUCAGAGCUGCGAGGACACUGAGGUAGGCUCCAACUCUCUUCCUGUUUCACACACACACACACACACAGACACACACACACACACACACACACACACACACACACACACACACAGUGAAUCAGACCAGGUUCAGUGUGUUUCUCCUCAGUGUUUCAGUCUCAGCUCUAAGUUUAAAUGUGGACAUAGAUCAGGAUGACUCAGGCUGAUGCAGCUGAUCCAGAGUCAGUCACAGUUCAGGGCCUCGUUCAUCACUUCAUCCUGUCAUUCAUCACCUCAUCCUGUCGUUCAUCACUUUAUCCUGUCACCGUCGUAUUAAGCAGUGAGUUUACAGUCUUUCCCUCUGUGUUUAAAGCCAGAUUAGUGAUGUGAGGUUCAGGGACGCGCUCGUGUCGAGGUCAGGGUUAUGAUGCUCUGUGGUGGGCGGGGCCUGUCGAUGACUCGUCACUGCUCCACCUGAUGAAUCUGAUCUGACCGGUGUCUGUCCGUAUGCUCAGUGUGGACACGUCCUACAGCUGUUCACAGAUGUUCUCUAUCAACACAGUCACUCAGUCUUACAUGAUUAGACAGGUGAGACAGGUGACUGAACAACUGUUUAACAGCUGAUCUGUGCUGCCUUCACUGACACUGACUGUCUUCCAUCACUGUCAGCCGAGAAGACACUCUGAUCUGCUGACUCACUCUCCUCAGUCUGAUCACCUCUGACCUCUGACCUUUGACCUUUGACCUCUGACAGACUUUAAGUCUUUGUGACUUCCCCCGAGUGAGGAGUUUAAGGUGGUAUUAUUAAGGUGGACUUGUUCAUAGAUCAGUAAAUUGACUUUAAUGUUUCAGUGAGUUUCAGUGUGUGUGUGUGUGUGUGUGUGUGUGUGUGUGUGUGUGUGUGUGUUUCUGACCUUUGACCUCCAGGUGCUGCUGCCUGAACUCACCUGCUGAACAUCAGACACUCUGACCUCUGACCUCUGAAGGAGCCAUGAGUCAUCAUCCAAACUCUUUGGAUCCCGGCGAGGCCCUCAGUCUGUCUGCAUCUCUGUCUCUUCCUCCUCCUCGUUGCCGUGGUGAUGAAGAAGAGGAGGACCUGAACAAAGCGUUUGAUGUUCAGGGUUUUCAGCAGAUCCUUCGUCCUGCAGCUCGCAGUCCACCAGAGACACACCGGGUCUACGAUGAACAGGACUUUGAAGAUCAUCGUCACUCGUCUCUCCACGUCCACCAUCCUCUGUCCAAACCUCCGGCCGACGGCAGAAGGAGGAGGACCAACGAUGGGAGGAGGGAGGGAAGGAGAGGCUCCGCCCCUAGCAAUGCCACCGCCAUAGAAGAAGACCAGGAGGAGGAGGAGGAGGAGGAGGAGGAGGAGGACUCCUACAGCCAGACUGAUGGAGAGGACAGCAGGACGGCCACGCCCUCCAGUCACAAACCUGUUGGUUUGUCCAAUCAGAACAACCUCUCACCUGGUGGCAUCAUUAUGACCGUUGCUGCUGAUGAUGAGGCUGAAACACUGAUGUCUGUCGACCUGGACGGGAUCAAGAGUCACCGAUUGGACGAUGUCCCAGCGGUGAGGCGUCACCUGGUGAGGCGGAGCUCCAGAGGACCGGUCGUCCACGUCGGCAAAGAUCAGAUCAGCAGCCGGACACAGCUCCAACACCUGCAACCCGACCGUACACCUCACGAGGUGUUUGUGGAGCUGAAUGAGCUGGUGAUUGACAGGAACCAGGAGCUGCAGUGGAGGGAGACGGCUCGAUGGAUCAAGUUUGAAGAGGAGGUGGAGGAGGAGACGGAGCGCUGGGGAAGACCUCACAUCCCCUCCCUCUCCUUCCGCUCACUGCUGGAGCUCAGAAAAACCAUCUCCCAUGGGGCGGUGCUCCUGGAUCUGAAGCAGAGGACUCUGCCAGGGAUCGCCCAGCAGGUGGUGGAGCAGAUGGUGAUCUCAGAUCAGAUUAAAGCUGAAGAUCGAGCAAAUGUCCUGAGAGCUCUGCUGCUCCGACACAGUCAUCCCAGUGAUGAGAAAGAUCACAGCUUGUUCAGCAGGAACAUCUCUGCAGCCAACAUGUCCGCCCUGAUGGACAGACACAACAGCCAAUCAGAGCCCUCAAACAACCUGACCAAUCACAGAGAGGCUGACACAGAAAAGAACAAGAGAGAAGCCCCAUCCCUCUGUCACUCCAGAUCCAAACAUGAAGUGAAGCUGAUGGAGAAGAUCCCAGAGAGAGCUGAGGCCACCGUUGUCCUCGUAGGCAGCGUGGGCUUCCUGGACCAACCCUCCAUGGCAUUUGUUCGGCUGCAGGAGGCGGUUCUGCUGGAGUCUGUUCUGGAGGUCCCUGUCCCUGUGAGGUUCCUCUUCCUCCUGCUGGGCCCACCCACCACCAGCAUCGACUACCACCAGAUCGGACGCUCCAUCUCCACACUCAUGUCAGACAAGCACUUCCAUGAGGCUGCGUACCAGGCUGACGACCGCCAGGACCUGCUGACAGCCAUCAACCGUUUCCUGGACUGUAGCGUCGUCCUCCCUCCCUCAGAGGUUGGUGGAGACGAGCUGCUGUACUCAGUCGCUCGCUUCCAACGAGAAAUGCUCAGAAAGAGGGAGGAGGAGCAGAACGGCAAACUGCAGGAGAAACAGACCAGCAUUCAGCAGGAUGAAGAUUCCCUGGUUCCAUCCAAACCCGGCGACGAGCCCCUGAGGCGUACAGGUCAUCUGUUCGGAGGACUGAUCAAAGAUGUGACUCGACGCUACCCUCAGUACCUCAGUGACAUCCGAGAUGCUCUGAACCCUCAGUGCAUGGCCGCCAUCAUCUUCAUCUACUUUGCUGCUCUGUCACCUGCGAUCACCUUUGGUGGACUGCUGGGUGAGAAAACAGAGGGUCUGAUUGGUGUGUCAGAGCUGAUUGUUGCCACUGCAAUGCAGGGUAUCGUGUUCAGUGUGCUGGGUGCUCAGCCUCUGCUGGUGAUUGGCUUCUCUGGACCGCUGCUGGUGUUUGAAGAGGCCUUCUACACUUUUUGUAAAGACAAUGGGAUCGAGUAUCUGACAGGCCGGGUGUGGAUCGGUUUCUGGCUGGUGCUCAUUGUUCUCCUUACCGUGGCCUUUGAGGGAAGCAUCCUGGUUCGCUUCGUCUCCCGCUUUACUCAGGAGAUUUUCUCCUUCCUCAUUUCCCUCAUUUUCAUCUAUGAAACCUUCGCCAAACUGGUCAAGAUCUUUCAGGAGCAUCCGCUCCAAAACUGUUACCAUGGAAACAACACAGUAUCUCCCUUUCUCUGCAACUUCACCACAGCUGCUGGGAAUCCUGGGAAGGUUGUUGGAGAACCUAACACUGCCCUGCUGUCAUUAGUGCUCAUGGCAGGAACAUAUUUCAUCGCUUUCUAUCUGCGCAAGUUCAAGAACAGCUCCUUCUUCCCUGGCAGGCUCCGUAGGAUCAUUGGAGACUUCGGGGUUCCUAUUGCCAUCCUCAUCAUGGUGUUGGUCGACUACAGUGUGGAGGACACCUACACCCAGAAAUUGAACGUGCCUAGUGGAUUCUCGGUUUCCAGUCCGGAGAAACGUGGUUGGUUGAUUUCUCCUCUCGGGUCAGAUGGACAGUUUCCUGUUUGGAUGAUGGGCGCCAGCAUCCUUCCUGCCAUCCUGGUCUUCAUCCUCAUCUUCAUGGAGUCCCAGAUCACAGCGCUGAUUGUCAGUAAGAAGGAGAGGAUGCUGGUGAAGGGAACUGGUUUUCACCUGGACCUCCUCAUCAUCGUGGUUGUGGGUGGAAUCUCAGCUCUGUUUGGUUUGCCUUGGCUGUCAGCCGCCACAGUUCGGUCUGUCACCCACACCAAUGCCCUUACUGUCAUGAGCAAAGCCGUCGCCCCUGGAGACAAACCCCGCAUCCAGGAGGUGAAGGAGCAGAGGGUGACGGGCUUCCUGGUGGCCGUGUUAGUGGGUCUGUCCAUCGUGAUCGGGGAGGUUCUGCGUCAGAUCCCUCUGGCGGUGCUUUUUGGGAUCUUCCUCUACAUGGGUGUGAUGUCCCUGAAUGGGAUCCAGCUCACAGAGAGGCUCAUCCUGCUGCUGAUGCCCCCGAAAUACCACCCUGAUCAAAAUUAUGUUCGCAAGGUGCGGACGUUAAGGAUGCACCUGUUCACUGUCGUCCAGCUCACCUGUCUGUCUCUCCUGUGGGUCGUCAUGGCGACGGCGGCAGCUCUGGCAUUCCCCUUUGUGUUGCUGCUGACUAUACCUGUCAGGAUGCUGCUGCUGCCCCACCUAUUCACCCGCAGAGAGCUGCAGAGUCUGGAUGCUGAUGAUGUGGAACCUCACCUGGAGGAGAAGGAAGGGCAGGACGAGUACUCACAGCUGCAGAUGCCCGUGUGACCUGGCAGCAACAUUGUGAUUGGUCAAUCUGACCCGACCCGUCCUCCCCCUUCAUUAACGUAUCUGACAUAUAUCCUGUAGCUGGGGGGGGGGGCAGAUUUUGUAUUUUCUGUUUUGGGGAGUGGGUUAGUUUCUGCUGAACACACUGACUGAAACCUGAAGGCUGAGAUGGUUCCUGGUUGUUCUCUGUAAACCUCAUCAUGUUUUAACACUAACUGAAAACUGUUUUCUCUGUGUUGGUAGCUUUUUCUUUCUCUGUCAUUAAAUACAAAUAAUUUUAUGUUUAAACACUGAUUUUACACAUUUAUUUGUAUGUAAGUUUCUCCUCACAUCUUACACUGAUGAUAGAAUUUCAUUUUUUUAUCAUAUAGGCCUUGAUAUCAUUAUAGCACACAAUGAUUUGGAUACAUAUGCCAUGGUUACAAAAGAAGAAAAAAGUGAGUCUCCAGUGAUAAACAAUAAAAGUAGAGGCCCAGAUUCAAUAAUGAUCAACUUUGUUGGCCACAAGAUCAUCAUGGCUCUAAGAGGCUUAUUCCUGUGCCUUAUAACAUCUGACUGAGAGAGGAAAACGAGAAAGAAUCUAACACAACCAGAGAUAUGAACAUCUGUUUGUGUGUAGUUCUUUUUAAGACAUUGGUUGAGUUUUACAGCAGAUUGAAAACACAUCUUCAGGUCAUUUCUAAUGGAUGAAAUAACAGAUAUUUUGUCUAUACUUGGUUUAAAGUCAGAUGGUCUGCUCCAGUACACCUGCUCACAGGUCUAGUUUUGUAAUGAAUAUAAUAAUGAAUAUCAACAGAAGGAAAACUGCAACCAUCUGCUUCACAGACUUAGAAAAGACAGGACCCUUCGAACCAUUUUAGAUUUAAUAACUCCCCAAUCUUUUCCUUUAGUGCCAUUUGUCUGUCUGUAUGAGUCAGUAGGUCAAAAGCUUUGUUCCCAAUAAAACAUGCUGGCAUUAUCACAGAUAAGAUUCAGACAAUAAACAGAUACAAAUGCUUGAUACAAAUGUGGAAAACGUCAUAUUCCCAGACUCUCGGGUGUUCAGGAACUUAAAAAGAAAAACAGAUGAUUGUCAUUUAGUUUGAAACUGAAGGCUGGAGAAGUUUCUCCAAAACCUGAUGUGGAAAGAGAGAAAACUCUACAACAUU